CACGCGCCGCGUACUCGAGAACAGACAGACAGCUCUCCUGACAGCGUUAAAAUAAACAGGACACCUCCAUUCUGACCCGAUUCACUGGCCGUGAGGAAGAGGAGCGCGGAGCAGGUACUACAGUAUGUGGCCGCGGUGUUGGCGCGCGCGUGCUGCUCUGAGCGCGCGACGGUGUAAAAGGCAGCGCGUGUGCGGAUUCUGCGGCAGCUGCGAUCGGGAAUAACUGGGAUUGGAAAACUCAGCGAGGCAUGCAAAACCGCACUGAUCUCUAAUCAUAUAAUGAACUAGACAGUCAUUCGCAGAUCUGCCAUUCAGUGCGCGCGCCUCCAGGCUCCCCGUUCAUCGAUCGAUCUCCACAGUGGAAGAGACACACUGAGCAUCUGAAUGCGAAUUCACACUCAAGGGGCUCGGCGUGAGAGAGUGAAUCCCUAGUUUCUGCUCUGCUCAUUUUAAAAGCUGCUGGAGAGACCUUAUAGUCAAGUCAUUGGUUCCUGAUCCGGACAUCGAUCCAAGACGAGUGAUUCACAUCUCUCAUCUGAAUGGUUUUCAUUCCACUGAAAUGAAGGAACUGGUCUGUAUGUGGGCUGAAUGAAGUCUGUGUGCUGCUGGUUUCCAGUGUUUUUGGGAUAACAUCAGGCCGUCUGCGGCAGGUGGAGCUCGGGGUCAGUCUGUGAGUGAAGGCUGAGUCAGGCAUGAAUCAGCGCUGCUUUUAAUUGACGGACAGCUUGGUGGGAAACAAGGUCUCGGGAGAGCGGGAGUCCGAUAACAGGAGUGAAAGCAAGAUCAUCUUUCAGUCUUCAGUGCCACUCGCCUUUCACAACAUGGCCUCUCUGGUGGCACCAAUCUCCUCUUUUGGGACGUAGAAAGACACAAGGACACAUAGGACAGAACUUGGUGUCGUCGCCUUAACAAGUCCCAUCUCCUGGAUAGAGGUUUGCUUUAGUGCUACAAACAGACACUAAACAAUGAAAAUUUUUUAGGAAGGUGCUGUCUCUGAUUUUAUAUGUGUCUGUGUAACAUCGAGGGCCAAUGUGUGUGGCUCGAGAGCCCAUCAUGGCCAGAUCUCUGCUGAAGAUCCACCGCUAUUUUCGGCGUAAACCGGUGCGCUUUUUCUCCUUCAUCCUGCUCUACCUCACUGCCGGCAGCCUUGUUUUUCUCCACUCCGGCUUCUCCAGCGAUACUUCCACCGCUGGCGUUGCUGGAAGCGGCCGCGACCCACUUCUGUCUGAGGGUGGAGGAGGCACAGGUGGUGGGAGCGCCACGUCUGAGGGUCUAGGGCUCUUGGGUCGGGUGUUUAAGGAAACGCGGAGAACCCCCCGGAGAUUUGGACCACCGUGGAUGAAGGAAAGCAGGGGGCAGGAUGCACCCGAGUGGGCCAGACGAGGAUUUGAUCACACCAGCAGCUGGAGCCAUGGAGCCAAAGGACGAACUACCAAAGAGAUGGAUGAUGGGAGAGCAAAGUACAUCGGCUGCUAUGUAGACGACACACAGAAGCGAGCCCUCAGAGGGGUAUCCUUCCUGGACUACAAGAAAAUGACUGUCUUCCGCUGCCAGGACAACUGCGCUGAGAGAGGUUAUCUUUAUGCUGGUCUGGAGUUUGGAGCCGAGUGCUACUGUGGCCAUAAGAUCCAGGCCCCCAAUGUCUCAGAGAGUGAAUGCAAUAUGGAGUGUAAAGGGGAAAAGAGUAACCUCUGCGGUGGUCCUAAUCGACUGUCCAUAUAUAGACUGGAACUGAGCCAGGAGUCAGCCCGCCGAUAUGGAAGUGCCAUCUUCAAGGGAUGUUUCAGAAGUCCAGACAAUGUGACCCUGGCUCUACCUGCCAGUGCUGUAAUGCAAAACAUGUCAGUGGACAAGUGUGUUGAUAUGUGCACAGAGAAAGAAUUCUCUCUGGCUGCUUUGGCUGGUGAUAAAUGUCACUGUGGGUUUCCAACUCCACUGUUCAACCUUCACGAGCAUGAAGACGAGGAGCUGUGUCUUCACCGAUGCACAGGAGAAGACUUUGAGAGCUGCGGAAACAGAGACUUCUUUGUAGUUUACCAGACACAAGUGCAAGAUAACCGAUGUAUGGAUCGGCGCUUUUUACCCACUCGUUCCAAGCACCUAAUGGCACUUGCUAGUUUUCCCGGAGCGGGCAACACCUGGGCCCGUCACCUUAUUGAGCUGGCCACGGGUUACUACACCGGCAGUUACUAUUUUGAUGGCUCACUCUACAACAAAGGUUUCAAAGGGGAGAGAGAUCACUGGCGCAGUGGCAGGACUAUAUGCAUCAAGACCCAUGAGAGCGGCAAGAAGGAGAUUGAGACUUUUGAUGCCAGCAUCCUCAUGAUCCGCAACCCUUAUAAAGCCCUCAUGGCGGAAUUUAACAGAAAGUAUGGUGGCCAUAUUGGAUUUGCCUCACAAGCUCACUGGAGGGGAAAAGAGUGGCCAGAGUUUGUGAAGAACUACGCUCCAUGGUGGGCUUCCCACACACUGGACUGGCUCAAAUAUGGGAAGAAAGUUCAAGUGGUGCACUUUGAGGAUUUAAAACGGGACCUUUUCUCUCAGUUAAAAGGUAUGGUCAUCUUUCUGGGCCUGGAAGUGUCAGAGGAUCGCCUUCUGUGUGUGGAAGGACAGAAAGAUGGCAACUUUAAACGCUCUGGGCUGAGAAAGCUGGAGUAUGACCCUUAUACAGUGGAAAUGCGCGCCACCAUUGACAGGCUUAUUAAGACUGUGGAUACUGAACUCAGAAAGAGGAACCUGUCUGGUGUGCCUGAUGAGUACAGGCCCAGAUGAUACUCACCAUUUAGCUUUUUAGCUUUUUUUCCACUACAAACGUUUUUAGAGUUCAAUUUGUCAGCCAUGUAUGCACGCUUCCUUGCCACAGAAAAAAAGUUAAAAGGUAAAUGCGACUUUUUUUUCGCAAUUUUGACUGACUGUCUUGCAAUUGGUAGUUUACAUCUCAAAAUUUUGAAUAAUUCAAAGAAACUGUGAGAAUUUCAUGAUUUAAAUGUAGAAUCUCAAGAUAAAAACAAAUCUGCAAGAUUAGAGAGAUAUUCACACAGAAUUAUGAAGUCAAAAAGUCAUAAUCUCAAGAUAAAACAAGAGGUUUCUUGGAAUUGUGGGUUGGAAUUGUGAGGUUUACAUUUAGAAUAGAAAGAUAGAUACUCAAUUCUGGAAAAAAGUAAGAGCUUCAAGAUUUAAACUCAGAAUUCUGAGGUAAAGUGUCAGAAUUGAACAACAUAGGCUCAUUGUGAAGCCCUAUAUACAUUUCUGGAGAUCACGAAUUAUAUAGUCAGAAGUAUGUAUGGCUGCAUUUAAUCCUUAAAGGAACAAUAUGUGGUGGUAUGAUGCCGUUCUUUUUUGCGCUAGAAUCUGAAGGCUUACCUCCUUUCCCACUGUUACCAGUUUGUCCAAUGGCUCACAACAUACGUCAUUGCCUUUCCUGCUGUUACCAAUUUUUCCAGUGGCUCGCUGCAUAUAUCAGAGGACUUGCGCCACAGAGAAGAGUUGACCGUAACGACAGGGUUAGAGUCCGGCUAAGAACGGUUCCAAAAAAAUGCCAAAAAAUACAGUAAACAAGUAAAUAACAUGGUGGUAAUGUGGUAAAAUCUGAAAAUGUGGUAAAAAUCAGGUGGCUUUUCAUUUUCUGGAUUGCUUUUGAAAACACUGUUGGUUGGGUUUAGGGAAGUGAGUGACGCUGGUCAAUCGGUGCUUUUUAAAACUCUAUUUUUUGGGUUUAGGGAAGGGGGUGAGUGGAGGAAUAACUCGGUCGGUCAGUCAGUCGACAGCAGCCUCUCGUGGAUUUUAGCAAGAAGAGCAGGUGAGAAUGGCACUCGCGAGAGAAAUUUGAGUUCUCAAAGUGUGUACACCGUGGCCUCUGGUGGAUUCGCGGGGAAAAAAACGUACCUCCUGGGAUGUAUUUGGCGCUCUCCAGAAAUGUAGAUAGGGCUAUGUUUUCACAAUGAGCCGGGGUUGGAAUUGUAAGAUAAAACAAGUAUUAUGGAGGAAAAACAUGAGAAUUGUGAGAUUUAAGUUUUGAGUUGUAAGAUGUAAACUCAGAUAUAUGAGGUAAAAAGUCAGAAUUGCAAGAGAAAACAAGAAUUCUGGGAGGGAAAUCGUUGGAAUUGUGAGAUUUAUACUUAGAAUUGCUCAGAAUUCUGAGUGAGAAUUUCAAGAUAAAACUAGUAUUAUAAAAGAAAAAGCAUGAGAAUUGCGAGAUUUAAAUUUAGAAUUACAAGAUAUAAACUCAGAAUUCUGAGGUAAAACAUAAGAAUUACAAGAUAUAAACUCAGAAAUCUGAGGUAAAACAUCAGAAUUACAAGAUAUAAACUUAGAAAUCUGAGGUAAAACAUCAGAAUUACAAGAUAUAAACUUAGAAAUCUGAGGUAAAACAUCAGAAUUACAAGAUAUAAACUCAGAAAUCUGAGGUAAAACAUCAGAAUUGCAAGAUAUAAACUCAGAAAUCUGAGGUAAAACAUCAGCAUUGCAAGAUAUAAACUCAGAAUUUCAAAAUGUAAAUUCUGUUGGAAAAAUGCAGGCAAUUCUUAUUUCUUUUUCAGGAUCUUACAAUUAUGUUUCUAUCUCACAACUGCAACACAAAAGUCAGAAUUGACAUAUUAAAAAUCCCAGUUACCUUUUACAUUUGUUUGUCCUGUUGCAGGCUUUCACAGCGAUACCAUUUUUCCUUAGAAUAUGAAAUUUCUUAUUAUUCUUCUUGUACAGUAUAUUUUUAAGAAUGGGUUGUAUUGCACAAAAAGCAUCAUCAUAAAUAAUACACUAAGAAGUGGGCUUGUGCAAUGGUUUGGCUCCAAUUGUCUGACGUCCAGUUUAUUUUCCGUCAAUCUUCUUUAAGCCAGUAUAAGUCUGUGCAAACCACAUAUUCAGCUUGUUAUCUCGGGCAAUGACUGUUCGUGCUUUAAAUGAGAGUCUUUUGCCAUUUGAGAUGUCAGGAAUAACUGUCUGGAUAGAAACUUCACAUCUGUUUUUCAUUUGCUUUACUUCCUUUCUGGACUAUACUGCGAUGUUGAGAAAUUUAACUCCCAGCCUCGUGUUCCCAAAAAUCAGGACAUUGCCUUCAUGAUGUUAGAUCAGUCAACCAGCGGACUACAAUAAUCAUUACACCAUCUGUAUUCCUUAAAUGCAUGGGCAACAUGUUGUCUUCAGUGAUAUACUGUACAGGUGUGUGUAUAUAGUCCAUUUGGGCUAUUACAUGUGAAAGCAAUCGAGUUCCACUGUUUAUCCAUUGAGGUUUGGUUUUCACUUUGGUUUUUUAAGAUAUAUUUGCAGUGGUCAUUCAAUGAUUAUAAUAUAUUGUGUUUGGAGUGUGUGAAAUGGCGGCAGCUUGGAAUUGACUGAUGCUUUUUUCUGUUUCGUAAUUACAGUGCAUUUAUUAGUGAGGUACUGUAAUGAAAAAAAAUUAAAUAAUGUCAUUUAUUUAUGACACUUGACCACAAACUAGUCUAAUUUUGUUCAAAAAUGUUUUUGCAAUAGCCAAAAAUACAUUGCAUGGGUCAAAAUUUAACCAUUAAACCAAUAACGUAAAUAUCAUGUCCCACAAAUAUAUUUUAUACAUUUCCUACUGUAAAGAAAUGAAACCCUAAUUUUGUGAUUAGUAUUAUGCAUUGCCAAGAAAUUAAUUUGCACAAAACUUAAAACUAAAAACUUUUCUUAGUAUGCCUGUAUAGAUUACAUUUUUUAUCCUUGUAUUCCAGAUUUUCAAAUAGCUGUUUAUUAUUUUAGUAUUGACCCAUCAUAAUAAGCCAUACAUCAGUGCAGAGCUUAUUUAUUUAACUUUCAUAUGAUGUAUUUACAGUGGUGUGAAAAAAAAGUGUUUGCCCCUUACUGAUUUCUUCUUCUUCUUUUUUUGCAUGUUUGUCACACUUUAAUGUUUCAGAUCAUCAAACUGAUUUUAAUAUUAGUCAAAGAUAACACAAGUAAACACAUCAUGCAGUUUUGAAAUGAAGGUUUUAUUAUUAAGGGAACACAAAAUCUAACACUACAUGGCCCUGUGUGAAAAAGUGUUUGACCCCUGUUGAAACAACUCUAUUACACCUGAGUUUAAUUUCUCUAGCCAUACCCAGGUCUGAUUAUGGCCACACCUGUUUAAGAAAUCAAGAAAUCACUUAAAUAGGACCUGUCUGAUUAAGUGAAGUAGACCAAAAGAUCCUCAAAAGCUAGACAUCAUGCAUUGAUCCAAAGAAAUUCAAAAACAGAUGAGAAAUAAAAUAAUUGAGAUCUAUCAGUCUGGAAAACGUUAUAGAGCCAAAAAAGUAACCGCAGGCAACACUUGCCUUAGUUAAGAUAAGUGUUCAUGACUCCACCAAAAGAGAGUGGGCAAAAAUAGUUUUCAUGGCAAAAACCACUGUUGAGCAAAAAGAAGGCAAAUACUCAUCUCAGAUUUGCCUGAAAACAUCUUGAUGAUCCCGGCGACGCAGUGGCGCAGUAGGUAGUGCUGUCGCCUCACAGCAAGAAGGUCGCUGGUUCGGUCAGUUGGUGUCUCUGUGUGGAGUUUGCAUGUUCUCCCUGCGUUCGUGUGGGUUUCCUCCGGGUGCUCCGGUUUCCCCCACAGUCCAAAGACAUGCGGUACUGGUGAAUUGGGUAGGCUAAAUUAUCAGUAGUGUAUGAGUGUGCAUGGAUGUUUCCCAGAGAUGGGUUGCGGCUGGAAGGGCAUCCGCUGCGUAAAACAUGUGCUGGAUAAGUUGGCGGUUCAUUCCGCUGUGGUGACACCGGAUUAAUAAAGGGACUAAGCCAAAAAGAAAAUGAAUGAAUUAAUGAAUCUUGAUGAUCCCAAAGACUUUCGGGAAAAUAUUCUGUGGACUGACAAGAGAAAAACUUUUUGGAAGAUGUGUACAGCAGUUCCUCGCUAUAACGUGGUUCACUUUUCGCGGCCUCGCAGUUUCACAGAUUUUUUUUAGAGCAAUUUGACAUUUCUACAGCACAUUGUGUUCUGUGUCCUGAUUAGCACAUUGUGUUCUGCAUCCUGACUGGCCAUUGUCAGUAAAUCUCCUUCAUGCCGUGUCUCCUGUACUGUACAGAAUGCGUUCAUCUUGCCAAAUAUACAUUAAUCUUCAAUCGCUAGCAGUGUGACUCUAAGUGCUAUACUGUACGUUUGCAAGUGUUCUCCCCACAAUGUCGAGGAAAUGCUCUGCACCCUUAAAGGCACCUGUGGUAGUACCCAAAAGGCAGAGGAAGAUGUUAACCAUGGCACAAAAAUCUUGAAGUUGUGUUACUGUUGGGUGCCAUUACGGAAUAAAUAAAUGAAUAUAAUGCUGGACUUAUUUUUCUACAAAGGCUUGAACUUUUAUAGUGUUUAAACGAGAGAGAAAAGUGUGAAAAUGUUAAUGCCUCUCUAAGAAAAGAGUAUAAAGUGUAUAGUGAGGGGGUUUACAACCUUAAAAUAUCUAUAAUAAUUGUAAAAAAUAAAGCGAACCACUUUGUAGAUUUUGCCUAUCGUGGGUUACUUUAAGAAUGUAUCUCCCGUGGAUAACGAUGGACCAUUGUGUGGCUUAAAAGUAACACUGCAUUUCAGAAAAAGAACAUCAGACCAAUGGUAAAAUGUCCAUGAAGUCCAACAAAAUAUGUUGGAGAAUGCCUGGCCAUCUGUUAGUGACCAAAGCAAAGCAGCAAGUUCACAUCUGAAUGUCUGAUGGCUAAAGAAAAACAAAAUGAAGACUUUAGAGUGGCCUAGUUAAAGUCCUGAGCUGAAUCCAAUUGAGAUGCUGUGGCAUGACUUUAAAAAGGCUGUUCAUGCUUAAAAACUCUCUAAUGGGGCUGAAUUACAAUAAUUCCGCAAAGAUAAGCAGGAUCAAAACAUUGCUGUAACAUUCAUUGCAAGUUAUUGACAAUGCUUUUGUUUGCAGUUGUUGCAGUUAUUAGGUUUAGGGGGCAAACACUUCACAGAGGGCUAUGUAGUUUUGGAUUUUGAUUACCCCUAAUAAUAAAAAUCUUCAUUAAAAAAAAUUAAUGAUGUGUUUACUUGUGUUAUCUUUGAUUAAUAUUUACAUUUGAUGAUCUGAAACAAGUGACAGAUGUGCAAAAAAAACAAAAAACUUUUUUUUUUUUACCCUUUUCAAACAUUUUAACACCACUGCAUCUCAAAUUAUAAGAAAUUGACACUUAUAUCUGGUUUUGUGGUCCAAGUCUCAAUUAUGUUCGUGACUAACAUAGCAUUUAUAUGAGAAAGAUUAAAUACGCAGCACACAAGUCCCUUUAGACAAAAACCUUAUCACAUUUCCAAAGAUUUUUACCCAUUUGUGUCUUGUUUUAGACUAUAAAAGUAGUUGGAAUUUGUGAUAUGUAAGGUGCACUGAGACAUUUUCAAUUUUCUUUGACACAUCUGAAAAGACUAAAUCAACAAUUCUUCCUAAAUUAUCGCCAUAGAAACAUUCCUAGUAGAAAUGUGCAGAAUUUUUCUUUUUGUUAUCACAGAAGUUCUUUUUAAUUCAGAGCAUCAAACUAUAAUUUAUAAAAAUAUAAUCUAGAAAUUAGGGGUGGAAGUAUGAAGCAGAGUGCUAAAAAAGAUUUAUAAAAAGCACUUCACUAAACUUGUCAGCUAGAGACCCAACAAAUAACACUCAAUAUGUAAAUACACAUAUAUUUUUGUAAUGCUCACACGGAGAAUGACUUUAAAAUAGAGAAGUAUGACCCUAUAUUUUUGAAGAUGCUUUUAAAUUUGAGCAUUACUCUACCUGCUUCUCAUUUCAACUGGAACAAAAACUGAAGUGUCUUUCUGAAUGUAUUUUGUAUGGAAUGAAUGUAAGGAAUUUCUACCAAAUGAAGAAAAUCACCAAGUAGAGUUGCUAGCAAUGCAAAGCAAAUUAAAUAAUUAUUUGAAAACUUUUUUGUUUUGUUAAAAUUGUAAGCUGAGAGAACUGUGUGAACAUGAGGAAAAAUGUUGCGCUUAUUUGGAUGAUGUGUAAGAUGUCCUGAUCAAUAAACUGUAAAGCCCCAAACUCUCAGAAAA
Messenger RNA from Danio aesculapii, 8941 nucleotides. RefSeq names its product WSC domain containing 2 (gene wscd2). The transcript is spliced from 11 exons. Bases 1030 to 2772 code for a protein of 580 amino acids. The record is from RefSeq and is a predicted model, not a curated record. Gene Ontology annotation, molecular function: sulfotransferase activity. Lineage: Eukaryota; Metazoa; Chordata; Actinopteri; Cypriniformes; Danionidae.